AUGAUGAUACAAAAACUUUGGAAAGUCAAAAUAACAUGGGACGAUCCGGUUCCACUGCAUAUUCGUUUAUCGUGGCUAGAAUUGAGAGAACUAUUACCCCUUUUAAAUAAAAUGAAGUUUGAUCGAUGUGUAAUUACAAAAGAUUCACGUGACAUCCAAAUUCAUGGCUUUUGUGACGCCAGUGAAACAGGUUACGGGGCCUGUCUGUAUUUGCAAUCAACAGACAAUGAAGGGAUGCACCAUUCGUCCUUUUUAUGUUCCAAAUCUCGAGUUGCGCCAGUGCAAACAGUUUCAAUACCUAGACUGGAACUAUGUGCGGCCUUGUUGUUGGUACGUCUCUACACAUCUACUCGCAAGGCUUUGCAACAUCUUACGAUUAGUCCAUAUGUUUUUUGGUCCGAUUCUACAGUGACUCUUCACUGGAUCAAUUCAUCUCCACACUCGUUGAAAACCUUUGUAUCAAACUGCGUUGUUCAAAUCCAAGAAGACACUUAA
Messenger RNA from Belonocnema kinseyi, 495 nucleotides. RefSeq lists its product as uncharacterized. The record is from RefSeq and is a predicted model, not a curated record. The transcript has a single exon. Lineage: Eukaryota; Metazoa; Arthropoda; Insecta; Hymenoptera; Cynipidae. Bases 1 to 495 code for a protein of 164 amino acids.